CUUCCGGUGAGGAAGGGAAAGGCGGGGGCGCCACCGGAAGCGAGGAAGGUGCUGUGUAAUCACCCAGCAAGCUGAGGUCCUUGGAUCUCCUAAAAUGCCGGAUUACCUCGGUGCAGAUCAGCGGAAAACCAAAGAAGAUGAGAAGGACGACAAGCCCAUCCGAGCUCUGGAUGAGGGGGAUAUUGCCUUGUUGAAAACUUAUGGUCAGAGCACUUACUCUAGGCAAAUCAAACAGGUUGAAGAUGACAUUCAACAACUUCUCAAGAAAAUUAAUGAGCUCACGGGUAUUAAAGAGUCUGACACUGGCCUGGCCCCACCAGCACUCUGGGAUUUGGCUGCCGAUAAGCAAACACUCCAGAGUGAACAGCCUUUGCAGGUUGCAAGAUGCACAAAGAUAAUCAAUGCUGAUUCGGAGGACCCGAAGUACAUUAUCAACGUGAAGCAGUUUGCCAAGUUUGUGGUGGACCUCAGUGAUCAGGUUGCACCUACGGACAUUGAAGAAGGGAUGAGAGUUGGUGUGGACAGAAAUAAGUAUCAGAUUCACAUUCCACUGCCUCCUAAGAUUGACCCAACAGUUACCAUGAUGCAGGUGGAGGAAAAACCUGAUGUUACAUAUAGUGAUGUGGGUGGCUGUAAGGAACAGAUUGAGAAACUUCGAGAAGUAGUUGAAACCCCAUUACUUCAUCCAGAGAGGUUUGUUAACCUUGGCAUUGAGCCUCCUAAGGGUGUGCUGCUCUUUGGUCCACCGGGUACAGGCAAGACACUCUGUGCUCGGGCAGUUGCUAAUAGGACUGACGCUUGCUUCAUUCGAGUUAUUGGAUCUGAACUUGUACAGAAGUACGUCGGUGAGGGGGCUCGAAUGGUUCGAGAGCUCUUUGAAAUGGCCAGAACAAAGAAAGCCUGCCUUAUCUUCUUUGAUGAAAUUGAUGCUAUUGGAGGGGCUCGUUUUGAUGAUGGUGCUGGGGGUGACAAUGAAGUGCAGAGGACCAUGUUGGAGCUGAUCAAUCAGCUGGAUGGGUUUGAUCCUCGAGGCAACAUUAAAGUUCUGAUGGCCACAAACAGACCUGACACUCUGGACCCAGCACUGAUGAGGCCCGGGAGACUGGACAGGAAGAUUGAGUUUAGCUUACCUGAUCUAGAGGGUCGGACUCACAUUUUUAAGAUUCAUGCCCGUUCAAUGAGUGUUGAAAGAGAUAUCAGAUUUGAAUUGUUAGCACGACUGUGUCCAAAUAGCACUGGUGCUGAGAUCAGAAGCGUCUGCACAGAAGCUGGUAUGUUUGCCAUCCGAGCACGGCGAAAAAUUGCUACUGAGAAGGAUUUCUUGGAAGCUGUAAAUAAGGUCAUCAAGUCCUAUGCCAAAUUCAGUGCUACUCCGCGCUAUAUGACAUACAACUGAGCCCUGGAGGUGUUCGUGAAAACACUUUUCACUGGAAUCCUAACGUUAUACAGACUUCUUAAUAACCAUUUCACACACAAAAUAAAUGGUUUUCAAAAUUG
Balaenoptera ricei (Rice's whale) is the source of this 1497-nucleotide messenger RNA. It is a transcript of the gene PSMC2, whose product is annotated as proteasome 26S subunit, ATPase 2. Gene Ontology annotation, molecular function: ATP hydrolysis activity; ATP binding; proteasome-activating activity. The record is from RefSeq and is a predicted model, not a curated record. Gene Ontology annotation, biological process: proteasome-mediated ubiquitin-dependent protein catabolic process. The transcript is spliced from 12 exons. Gene Ontology annotation, cellular component: proteasome regulatory particle, base subcomplex. Bases 95 to 1396 code for a protein of 433 amino acids. NCBI's taxonomy places the organism in Eukaryota, Metazoa, Chordata, Mammalia, Artiodactyla, Balaenopteridae.